AUGGGUUCCGCCGGCAUCAAGACUUAUAGCGUCACCUCGAAAGAGGAAUUCUAUGGACUCCCAACUUUCCCCGAGGCCGAGGGCAAAAAGUACUCUGCCAUCGUUACUGGUGCCAACGGCAUUACUGGAGCUCAUAUGCUCCGAGUCCUGGCCGAGGCUCCAGAGCGCUGGGGAACCAUCUAUGCUCUAAGCCGAAAGCCUCCGAGUGUCCGCAUCCCAGGAAACGUCAAGUAUCUGGCCAUUGACUUUCUUGCGCCUUCCGAAGAAAUUGCGCAACAGCUGAAAGAGCAGGUACCCAAAGUAGAUUAUGUGUUCUUUGCUUCUUACAUUCAGGCCCCUCCUAAGGAAGGUGAGGGUGUCUGGUCUGACGAUGCAGAGAUGGAGCGACUAAACAUGCUUCUUUUGUCGAACUUUCUGUCUGCAUUGACUCUGUCUCAAAAAAUCCCGAAGCGAUUCCUUCUCCAGACAGGUGCUAAGCAUUAUUCCGUACACCUUGGACCGCCUCUAAAUCCAAUGGAGGAGUCAGAUCCUCGUUUCCUUGCCAAACCUAACUUCUAUUAUCCCCAGGAAGACCUCCUCUGGAAAUGGUCGCAUGAAAAUGGCACUGAGUGGAAUGUCACUCGCCCUUUGUUCAUCAUCGGUGCCGUGCCCGAUGCAGCAAUGAACAUUGCCAAUGGAUUGGCUCUGUAUGCUGCAAUUCAGAAGGAGCUUGGACAGCCGCUUGAGUUCCCUGGUGAUACCUCAGCCUGGGACGCUGAGAAGCCCUUGUCAUCUGCGCUUUUGAUCAGCUACCACGCUGAGUGGACGGUUCUUACGCCAUCCACUGCCAACGAGGCUCUGAAUAUUUCCGAUGGCGGCUCUUUCAGCUACGGCAAGUUUUGGCCUGUGCUUGCUGCUGCUUACGGUAUUCCAUAUGGAAUUGCAGAGGUCGAUGACGCCAAGUUUCAGAUUGUCGACAUGCCCAUCUCCCCUCCCCCGAGAGGCUUUGGACCCGCAGGCAGGAUUAGAAUCGCCCGAAGCUUCGAGGCGUGGGCGCACAAGCCCGAAGUCAGAAAGGCAUGGGAGACAUUGAAGGCACGACACAAUUUGACGCCGAAGCCCGAUCCAUUUGACAAGGUGCAAGACAUAUUUGGCUUGUUGGAUGGUGAAAUGCUUGGACCGUGGGGAAGGAGCUUGAGUAUGAACAAGAGUCGAAAGCUGGGAUGGAAUGGAUUCGUUGACACUCAAGAGUUGAUCUUUAAGACUUUUGAGGAGUUGGCGGCUCUGAAGAUGAUCCCACCUUUCCAGAGACCAAAAGCCAUCGAGGUCAAGUACUAUGGCUAUUAG
Trichoderma breve is the source of this 1326-nucleotide messenger RNA. RefSeq lists its product as uncharacterized. Lineage: Eukaryota; Fungi; Ascomycota; Sordariomycetes; Hypocreales; Hypocreaceae. The coding region runs from base 1 to 1326 and encodes 441 amino acids. The transcript has 4 exons. The record is from RefSeq and is a predicted model, not a curated record.